AUGCUCUUUCCUGGAGAAAAGCUUUUUAAUUCUCUCCUUCGUGACUGUCUCAUUUCAUUUUACAUGCUCUUUUCCUGGGAGAAAGGCUUUGUUCCUCUCCUUCGUGGACUGUCUCAUUCAUUUUACAUGCUCUUUCCUGGAGAAAAGGCUUUAAUUCCUCUCCUUCGUGACUGUCUCAUCUAUUUUACAUACUCUUUUUCCUGGAGAAAGGCUUUUAAUUCCUCUCCUUCUGUGACUGUCUCAUUCAUUUUACAGGCUCUUUCCUGGAGAAAGGCUUUAAUUCCUCUCCUUCGUGACUGUCUCAUUCACUGUCUCAUUCGUGACUGUCUCAUUCAUUUUACAUGCUCUUUCCUGGAGAAAGGUUUGAAUUCCUCCUUCGUAUUGUCUCAUUCAUUUACAUGCUCUUUCCUGAAGGCUAAUUCCUUCGUGAUGUCUCAUUCAUUUUACAUGUUCUUUCCUGGAGCAUUAAUUCCUAAUGACUGUCUCAUUUUAAUUCCUGUUUUAAUUCCCUCCUUCGUAACUCUUCAGCACUCUUUUUGUGCUCUUUCUGGAGAAAAGCUUUGGUGUUCCUUUCCUCAGCGUGACCGUCUCAUUCAUUUGUGGAUGUCUUUUCUCCUGGAAAACUUUAAUUCCCCCCUCCUUCGUAUUGUCUCAUUCAUUUUGUUACUCUUUCCUGGAGAAAACUUCAAUUCCUCUCUCUCUCUCUCUCCAUUCAGAGACUGUCUCAUUCAUUUUAUGCUCUUUCCUGGAAAACUGAAUUUCCUCUCUCUCCUUCGUAUUGUGUCUCAUUCAUUUCUUUCUUUCCUUGAAGGCUUUAAUUCUCUCUCCUUGUGA
This is a messenger RNA of Acanthosepion pharaonis, 834 nucleotides long. Lineage: Eukaryota; Metazoa; Mollusca; Cephalopoda; Sepiida; Sepiidae. The record is from the annotation of a GenBank genome assembly.